GCAAGAUCAAAGACUUGAAGCUUUAGGUCCUUUAGGUCAGCCAUGCCGCCUGCACCUGCCCGCUUCGUCAACCCCAUCCCCAACCCAGCCCGGUAUCAGAAGUACAACAGUGUCACCUUGGAGUCCUUGUGCGAGGCAUCUUACCAUGGCCACAUCGAGAAACUGGAGGUGUUACUGAAAAGUGGUGAUGCAGACCAGAUCUUCAAUGGUGAUGUGAACUUGCACCUCACUGAAGUGAACGCACUGCACAUGGCGGCUAUGGCCGGCCAGGAAGCAGCCGUCAAGUUGUUGCUGGAAGCCAAGGCCGAUCCCCAUGUUCGUUGCGUCGUGCCUGAAGGCAAGGAUCCCAAGAGUGGCGAGACGGCGCGAGAGAAGGCUGCAAAGUUUAAGCACCAGAGCAUUGUCAGCUUAUUGAAAUCAGCUGAGGAGAAGACUCCACCUGGCUGGUAUCAAGCUGAUGGGAUCGGGAACAAUCGGAAGCUCUAUUCUGAACCCAAGCCGGUGGCGACACCGAAGCCUGAAGCACAGGCGGAGAAAGCACAGAAGGAGGCACCCAAGGCAAAGGAGACACCAAAGGCGAAAGAAGCACCAAAGACAGCAAAGGAGGAAUCCUUGCCAGUUGCACUUCUCUUCCCUGGUCAAGGCUCCCAGUAUGUCAAAAUGCUUGAUGGUGUGAAAGAUGUGCCUGAGGUAAAGGAAAUGCUUUCAAAAGCCAAGACAAUCUUGGGCUAUGACCUCUUGGAGAUGUGUUUGAAAGGACCUGAAGACAAAUUGGCCGAGACCCAGUACUGCCAACCGGCUAUGUUUGUGGGAGGUUUGGCUGGGAUUUCCAAGCUCAAGUCCUCGAACGCGGCAGCCGCCAGCCAGCCUCGUUGUAUGGCUGGCCUGUCCUUGGGCGAGUACACGGCUCUGUGUGCGGCUGGAGUUCUGACCUUCGAGGACGGGCUCCGACUCGUGAAGCUUCGAGGGGAGGCCAUGCAGGAAGCUGCCCAGGUGGGAAAGCAGGCCAUGCUCUCCGUGGCGGGUUUGGACCAAGCAGUUUUGGAGCAAUGCUGCUCGGAUGCUGAGAAGAAAGCGGGUGCUGGUAGUGUGUGCCGCAUUGCAAAUGCACUCUUCCCCAAGGGCUUCUCGUGUGCUGGGACGGAGCAGGCAGUGAACGAGUUGAAAACCUUGGCUGAAAAGAAAGGAGCGUUGCAAGCAAAGAUGCUCAAGACUGGUGGGGCGUUCCAUACAUCAUUGAUGCAGCCUGCCCAAGAGAAGUUGGAAAAAGCACUGCUCGAGGCCUUUCCAAAGAUGAGUCCUCCAAGCUGUGAUGUUUACAUGAACGUGACAGGUGACCGCCUAGCAGCCGGCACUGACCCGAAGAUCAUCCUGGAAUUGCUCCAAAGACAGCUGACCUCACCAGUUCUUUGGGCUACUUUGGUCCAGAAGAUGAUCAAGGAUGGCAUCACCGACUUCUAUGAAUGUGGACCCCAGAAGCAGUUGAAAGCCAUGAUGAAGCGGAUUGACAACAAGGUCUGGAACAAGACCCAGAGCAUGGAAGUUUGAAUUGUUGAAGUUGUUUGCGGGCUCUUUCCAGGCCUCUAGGCCAAAGGCCUCAUUCUGUGAAAGUAGUUUAGGAGAGAACAGCAGGCUAUUAUUCCCAGCCCGCAUUCAUUUUUCCCACAGCCACGAUUUGAGCGGGUGGCUGCUGCAAAA
This is a messenger RNA of Durusdinium trenchii, 1698 nucleotides long. The record is from the annotation of a GenBank genome assembly. Lineage: Eukaryota; Dinophyceae; Suessiales; Symbiodiniaceae.